AAUACUCUGAUUCAACGGGGCUGUUUUGCCAACUAGCCGGCCACCGAUCGUAUGGUCAUGAUCCCCAGAAUAGGUGUGAUUUUUUGGACUAUGCUCUCAUCCACCAGCUGUGCCCACGACUUGGACGGCCAAGAUUCAGUCCAUAUCUGCCACGUGUACGGUGAGUCUGCCAGAACCAUCAUAAAAUCCCAAUCGAUCUCAAUGUCCAUCAUCACACAUCCUCUCUUCCUCCUUCCCUUCUUCAUCAGAAAACCCUCCCUUCUCCAAAAGCUCCCCACCAUCUGCCAUGAGAGAUCAGUGGCAGGCCCCGUAAAUCACUCCUAUCUCAGGGGUCUAUUCCGAUCCCCUCUCCCCUCCGUUUGAUUUUCCAGCAGGAAGCUCCCAUCUCUGCGGGAAACCAUUCUUUUCUUCUUCAGAUUCUAGGGUUAGGGUUAGGGUUUUCUUCAAGAUGUCCGAGAGUAAUCUCAAUCCUGAGCCGUUGAAUUCACGGCCCUCGCCUCCUGAUCCCCCGCAGCAUCCUCGGCAUGCCAUCUACGUUGACGAGGAUGGGCACGCCCAUGUGCAUGGAAUGGAUCUCCCCGACCAGAUCGACGUUGACAGCGACGACGGAGAUGCAGUGGACCCCUCCGGCGUCGAGGAUGGCGGAGGCGAUGGCGAUGAGAUGAUGGACGGUGUGGAUGAUGUCGAGAUGGAUGAAGAAGAACCCAUGGAACAGAUGGCCGAUCCAAGCCUCGCCGUGCCUCUACAGUGCCGCAGCAUGAAUCAACUAACGCUCUCCUUCAACGGCGAAAUCUACGUCUAUCCUUCCGUCCCUCCAGAAAAGGUGCAAGCUGUAUUGUUACUUUUGGGUGGGCGUGACAUGGCUUCUGUUGUGCCUACUAGCAUGAUAGUCCCUGCUGAUCAGGAGCUUCAGGAGGUCAAGGUUGAGGAUGCUGUACAGCUACAGCACCCGCAAAUUCCACAGAGACUCGCUUCUCUAAUUAGGUUCCGGGAAAAGCGAAAAGAGCGGUGUUUUGAGAAGAAAAUUCGGUAUACCGUCCGCAAAGAGGUCGCUCUCAGGAUGCAGCGUCAUAAAGGCCAGUUUGCUUGCAAGGCAAAUCCCGAGGAAGUAGUCUCAGCUUCUUCAACCUGGGAACCACCUCCACCGACCCGGUAUCACGAAGAUAAUACAAACAACAGUAAUCAGCAUGAAAAUACUUGUCAACAAUGUGGCACCAGUCAAAAUGCCACUCCAGUGAUGCGUCGAGGUCCAGGUGGCCCAAAGACACUAUGCAAUGCAUGUGGACUAAAGUGGGCGCACAAGGUGAUGGAGGCAAAGAAGCAGGAUGUGGUGAAAGUGGAGGUGAAAAAGGAGACUGACAUAGAUGCAAUUGGGAGAGGCAGCAGCAGCAGUGGCGAAGAAGGGUUCUCACCUCCACAUGCUGUACCGAUCCAACAGGUGGCCCCAUUGUCGAGCCAUAAUGCAGCUCAGCAACUUGUCUGUCUGAAAAUGGAGCCUGUUGUGGAGCACACAAGACGGGAGUAUGUCCCGGUGAGAAGGGGCCUGCUUGCAAGCAACUCAUCUAAAGACAAGCACACCAAGGUGGAAGGCCGUGGGCGAAGGAUCCAGAUGCCUGCCACUUGCGCAGCCCGGAUAUUCCAAUUGACCAAGGAGCUCGGCCACAAGUCAGAUGGCCAGACCAUACGGUGGCUUCUGGAGCAAACCGAACCAGCCAUCAUCCAAGCUACUGGCACCGGUACUGUUCCAGCCAUCGCAACAUACGUGGAUGGGACACUCAGGAUUCCAUCCCAGGCCCCUGACGAAGGAGAAGGGGGAAGGCGGAAGAGAAGGAGAAGUACCUUCCCUCCACCAACACCACAGCGAGAAGAGAAAGGUACCAUCUCAGCUGGCCUAGCCCCUGUGGGCCCCACAGUGGCCUCCACCCAAAAUGUUAUGCCCAUGUUGGUAAGUGGGGGAGGGGCGAUGCUGGCACCCAAUGCGAACAUGGGCACACAAACUUUCUUGAUGAUCGCGCCGAAUGCCAUUGCUGGCCCUUCAAAUCAGCCACAGAUGUUUGCAUUCCCUGGCCCAGCCACGCCCAUGGUCAACCUCGCUGCCCGGCCCCUCAACACCAUGUUCUCAGUGAUGCCCGGCUUGAACAUUGCCACAGCAGUCGAGAUCCCGGCAGCCAAUGCUGCACCCACAGCCAUAGCAACCACAACCGGUUCUCAGAAGCAGAAGCUGCAGUUCACAAGAGCACAGCCAUCCAACAACAAGACCUGAGAUGAACACAGAGAGAGUCGGUGUAUGACAUUUUUAAUUCAACGGCAGGGAUAACAAACACAUGGAAGGGGGGGAGAUGUUGCGAGAUGGGGGUGGGGUGGAUGCGAGGGGGUGCGCCAAUGCGAGAAGGGAUUGGGACCGUGGAAAUUAUCGUUUAUUGGUUAUUAUUUGGUAAUGGGAAUUCGUGAUUUUUAGUCUGUAGGAUUUAAGGAUAAUCGUUUUGGUCAAAUAUGUACUAAGAUAAGUCCUUUUUUUAGCAAGAUUUUGGGGUCCCUCUUUGACAAAAAAGAGUGGGAUCUCCUGAUCUUGGGUUUGUAUUGGGGAAUCAUUGCCUGCGCCUUCCUUGGA
Messenger RNA from Magnolia sinica, 2611 nucleotides. RefSeq lists its product as uncharacterized. The transcript has 6 exons. Bases 449 to 2263 code for a protein of 604 amino acids. The record is from RefSeq and is a predicted model, not a curated record. Gene Ontology annotation, biological process: regulation of DNA-templated transcription. Lineage: Eukaryota; Viridiplantae; Streptophyta; Magnoliopsida; Magnoliales; Magnoliaceae. Gene Ontology annotation, molecular function: zinc ion binding; sequence-specific DNA binding; protein binding.